This is a messenger RNA of Hordeum vulgare subsp. vulgare (domesticated barley), 2095 nucleotides long. RefSeq lists its product as uncharacterized. NCBI's taxonomy places the organism in Eukaryota, Viridiplantae, Streptophyta, Magnoliopsida, Poales, Poaceae. The coding region runs from base 92 to 1726 and encodes 544 amino acids. The record is from RefSeq and is a predicted model, not a curated record. The transcript is spliced from 9 exons.
CAGCCACAACCCCGCCGCGCCGUCACACACCAUCUCCGACGCCCGCCCGCCACCGCUAGACCGUCGAUCCCGCCGGCCGGCGCAGGCGCAUAUGGAGAUCCCACGCAGCCUCGGCGUCCAUGGCAACGAGGGGGAGGAGGAGGAGGAGGAGUACGACAGCGUCUUCUACGAGGACAUCGAGGCGCCCAAGUUCGUCGACCUCACCGCCCCCGACGACUCCUGUCCCGCCGACGACCCCUCCUGGUUCUGCAUCCGCGUAGGCUGCGACCAGAGCCACGAGCAUGUCGACCCGGAGGCGCUGCACAGGAGCUUCGUCAUGCGGGUCAUGGCGGCGAGGAGCCCCAACGUGAGGCUGCACAAAGCCAUCAGCAGGAGAAACCAGAGCUCGAUGCUGCCGAAGUGCCCUCACUCUGCGCCGGCGAAGCCGCCGAGGACCCGGAUGACCAGGCUGAGCCUGGCGACGGAGGCGGCGCGGGCCAGGCUGCAGGGCCACCGGAUCCGCGGACUGCGGGACUCCCCGGUCCGGAUCAAGGCGGCGAGGGUCGACGCGUCCAGCGCGAGGAAGAAGGCUCUCACCACGCCCAGGAGCAAGACCGCGCGGCCGAGGCAGGAGCCCUUCCUCAGCGUGAAGCACCAGAAGGCGCCGGUCGCGACGGCGGCGGCGGAGAUCAAGGGCACCGUGGUCAAGGCGCUCUUCAUGACCACGCCCAGGAAGGAGGCCGGGCGGCAGACGCCGGCCAAGAGCCAGCCUCGUCCCGUGGCCGAGGUCUGCUCCAAGAUGAAGAAGCUCAACCUGGCGUGCCGGGAGGUGCCUAGCAGGUACCUGUCGCAGCUGCCCACUCCCAAGGUCGCCAACAAGUGCGAGGAGGAGACGGCGGCGGUGAAGAUCGCCAAGAGGGUGCAGGAGCCCAGGAACGGGAAGAAGAUGAUCUUAGGCUGUUUAGUGAAAUGCGCCAAUGCCGAAGCAGACCAAGAGAACCGAAGUGGCCGUGAGCACAUCAACAAGGAUGAGAACUCCUGUAAACGAACCGCGAGGCGCAAUUGGGGGGAAGAACCCAAGGAGGUGCUGCAGGAGUCACGGGUUGAGGUGGUGGAACCGUUGCAGCCCGACAUUCAUGGCGACGACAAGGAGAAUGCACCGUGCUGCGAUCAGCUCGCCGAGCAAGCCUUGAUUCGGGAAGAAGAAGAAGAAGAUGAAAACAGCAAGCGGUCGGAGAACAAUGAGAAUGCUCCUCGCAAGGUGCUUAAAAGGCAGAACAAGGUGAAUGCAGAGCAGGGAGGGAAGCUUAAGAAAAAUACCAUCCUAAGGCCAUUCAGGCUAAGGACUGAUGAAAGACAGGUGUUGAAAGAUGCAAAUCCAGAAAGAAAACCUACGGCCUCCGAGAAGAACACCAUGCCAAAGGAUGAAAAUAGGCGAGUGAUGCAAACUGGAAGAUGCCCUGAUGGUAAGGAAAGAGAUAAACUGACUUGUGGCGACAAGCAGAGGAAACAAAUUACACACGCUGCCACGAGUCGGCUUGGUGAAUCUAAAACGGUUUUGAGUAGUAUCCGUCCCAACAAUGCGAGGCCUGCGCUGACUAAAGGCAAAACCGUAGAGAAAUCACAGAGGGCAGCGUCAUCAACAAGAACAGCCAAAAUAACAAGUGGUUCCACCGCACCCUCUCGAAUUGGAGAAAAGAGGAAGGCCCCCGUGAAAACAUCCAGGCUCCAAACAGCGGCAGCUUGACUAGAACAUGUGGCAAAAAGAAAGGAAAGAGGACAACGAUUAUAUUGUCUGCUCCAUCCAAAAGACUGUGCGUGUAUCUAUGGCGUCGAACUGGUUUUGUGAGUUUUGUCAACAAGAGGUGUACACUAAGGAGGGGGUUGGCCAGGAACUCUCACACCAACAGGGUUCUGUCAGGUUUCCCAGUUUUUGUCCAUGGAAUUGGUGUGAUUAGUAAAACUCUAUUGUUAUGUAUCAUCUUUACUAGAUAUUCUUUUGUAGCUGAAAGCCCGGAAGAAAUUUCAUUCAGCGGUGAAAUGUGUAUCUAUGUCGUUGAAUUGGUUUUCAGAGUUUUAUUAUAAAUGGAAGUGUGUCCAUGAAAUUUAUGAGAAA